Molecule: messenger RNA, 782 nt
Organism: Dermacentor silvarum
Lineage: Eukaryota; Metazoa; Arthropoda; Arachnida; Ixodida; Ixodidae
Product: cuticle protein 10.9-like
Exons: 2
Cellular component (GO): chitin-based extracellular matrix
Molecular function (GO): structural constituent of chitin-based larval cuticle
Source: RefSeq, a predicted model, not a curated record
AACUGCUUCUCAUUUGCUUCGUCGCCAAGACUAGGGCACUCCACCACCACGCAGCAGGAUACCAGGGCCCUGGAUACGGCGGCUACGGAGGCUACGGCGGCUACAACGCUGCUACAGGCCGGCGCACCUUACCAGGGAUACGGUGCUUCCUCCUUGCCACCUCAGCCGUACAGUUUUGGCUACGACACGGCGGACGAGUUCGGCAACCGGCAGUUCCGUAGCGAGCAGGGCGACGCCAGCAACGUGAAGACUGGCUCGUAUGGAUACCGAGAUGUGAACGGUCUCUUCCGGCGCGUCAACUACAUCGCCGACGCCAACGGCUUCCGCGCCACAGUAGACACCAACGAGCCGGGCACCGCACCGGGAGCCAGUGCCGACGCCGUGUUCAACGCGUCCCCAGUGGUUCCACCGGUUCCUGGCGGAGCGGCGGCUCAGAAUACAUAUGGCGCGGGCGCAGGAGCGCCCGCUUACAACGGAUACGCCGGAUUCGGUAGUCGUGGAUACGAAUCCCUACAGUAGCGCAGCUGGAGCCUUCGGGUACGGUGUCUACGGCCGCAAUGGCUACGCUGCAAAUGGGCCCGUCCUCAGUGGCCACGCCUACGGGGGCCACGCUCAGCAAGGAUACGGUGCGGUUGGCUAUCCUCCAGGUGGAUAUGGGUCUGCUGGCUACGGUGGAUUGGCUGCAGGUCACCAUGGCUUCCGCCGUCGCAGAUAAAUAUGCUGCGCGAUGAUUGGAAAGCCGUACCUGCGAGUGACCUUUGGUUUGAUUACAAAGUUUUCAU